AUAUAAUUAUAAUCAUAAAUUAAAAGAUUAUUAUUAUAAAAAAUAUAUAAUAUAAUAUAAUAUAAUAUAAUAUAAAAAGUAUAUAAUAAUAUACUUUAUAAUUUAUUUACAAAGAAAUAUAAAAUCGUUUUAUGCUGAUAAUUUAAAAGAUAAAUAAGUAUAUAUAAUAUGUAUUAUGUAUGUAUUAUGUAUGUUUAUACUAAUUGAAACCUUUAAAAUUAAGAUGGCGUAAAGCGCCACAUAGCGCGAAGUAGAUAAAAUAUCGUUACUGUACUUCCGGUUCGUUUUUCUGACAAGUAUCUGAUGGUUGCUUGACAUUUCGAUUUUAAUAAUUUUAUUAAAGUAUGUCCAUAAAGCAUAUUAUUUAUUUAUAUCAAUAAAAUAAUAAUUUACCUAUGAUUUAUUAAAGUAAAUAACAUAUAAUUGGAAAAACAUUUUCGCAAUCCGGCAAAUAUAUGCACGAAAGGAUAGGCUAUAAUUUUUGUCAAAAUGAUCAAAACAGGAGAGGAUAACCUAAGACAUCUUCACUAUCAGCAAACAGUAGAAUUCACUGGACAAGAAAAUCAACAUUCAAUUGAAUUAUAUGGUACCAAUAUUACUGUUAUUCCUUCACCAGGAGGGCAUAAUCAUGGUAGUUCAAAGGUGAAACUAAAAAAUAUUGUUGAUUUUACAUGGGAACAUAACUUUUAUCCAGGCCAAUUAUUAGCUGUUCAUAUGUCUGGAAAAUAUUUAGCAUAUGGUAUAAAAGUUGGUAAUGGAGGAGGUAUGGUUAGAGUUGUAUAUAAAGAAUUGGAACAAAGAGCUCUAUUAAGAGGAAUGCGUGCUGCAAUACAAGAUCUGGCAUUUGCACAUGUUUCAAAUGCAAUUUUAGCAUGCGUUGAUUAUUUGGGAAACCUUUUCAUACAUACCAUUGAAUCAACACCAUCUGAACUAUUAUGUAGUUUAUUACUACAAGUAAAUGCAGAAGAUAUGUCUCCUCAUCGUGUGAUAUGGUGUCCAUAUAUUCCAGAAGAUGUACCAUCAGAUGGAGAUAGAGUUUCAAAGCUUUUAGUUCUAACUCGGGGUUCCAAAGUAGAGUUGUGGUCAGUUAAUACUGUUUCAGCAAGAUUCAGAUCAAUAGAGGCAACUGAUCCAGCUGUAAAGGAAAAUGGAGGCAUGUUGGAAAUUGAUCAACAUUCUGAUACAAUCAUAGAAGCAACAUUCAGUCCAGAUGGUACAGCUUUAGCUACAGCUAGUUUUGAUGGAGAAGUAAAAUUCUUUCAAGUUUAUUUACAUAGUAAUUCUCAUGGUAAUCAAGCACAACCACGUUGUUUACAUCAAUGGAGACCACAUGGUGGACGACCUAUUUCUUGCUUAUUCUUCCUAGAUGAUCAUAAAACAUAUCAUCCAGAAGUUCAGUUUUGGAGAUUUGCUAUAACUGGAUGUGAUAAUAACACAGAAUUGAAAGUUUGGUCUUGUGAAGUAUGGUCAUGCUUACAAACUAUUAAAUUCGCACCCACGCCUUCUACUGGUAAAUUACCAGUAUUAAAAGCAGGCUUAGAUCUUAGUGCAGGAUAUCUUUUAUUAUCAGAUAUCUACAAUAAAGUUCUAUAUAUAUUAAGUCUUAUAAAAGAUAAUGGGGAUACAUUAACAUCAGUAAGUACAAUAUCAGAAUUUCUUCUCCCAUAUCCAAUAUUGAGUUUUGGAAUUGUCGACGCUGGUCUAUGUAAAGUACGUCCCACUGGUGAAUCGCUUGAAGAUUUAAGUCCUUGUGAAGAUGAUAUAGAAGAGCAACUUGUCAUCAGGAUGUAUCUAGUUCAACCAAAAUCAUUGCAAGAAUGUCAUAUUGCUUUUAAACCUGCCUCACAUGUGAGUGGUAACUGCCUCAUGGACACACUGACUCAUGAUUCAUUGGGCUUUUCUGAAGACUUACCAGAUAUGGGAAAUGUUAAUCACAAUGGAAUUUCAGGGGAAAAUUGUGAAGAAAAUUGUUCUUUAUCUGCUACAAUUGAAGCAACAACGAAUCAUAAUACUGGCUUAAAUUUAAUGACACCUGAUGCAUUCAGUUCUCCUGCCAAAAAAGAAAAUAAUGAACUAGAUUCUCGUCCUAGUAGUCCAGAAUUAGGUAAAGUCUUAUCUGCUAGUCCAUCACUUGCGCAAGCAGUGCAGGCUUUAAAUGCAACAGACCCACCAUUAGCUACAAGCGAAUUAGAAGAACAAGCACCUGCUAGUAGUGGUAGUAGUCCAUCUAGAGAAGUAAGAGAAAUUUUAUCCCUUACAAAAGCAAAUGAAGAACCAGAAACCGAAAAUAAACCAGAAAUUACUAAUACUGUUGAUGAAGAUUGGCCUAAUAUUCCGAUGGUAUUAUUAAAAGAUGUAAGCAGACAUGCAAUGCAGGAAACUGAUGGUUUUACAAAUGAAGAAGAAAAAAGAAAAAAAAUAAAAGAUGAAUCAACUAUUGCAGAAAAUGAAGAAACUACUUGGUCAGCAACAAGCAAAUUAAAUGUUCUUGAAUUAAUAAGUAAAAUAGAAUCAAUUUUAGAAGUAGUUCAAAAUCAACGACAAGAAUUAAGAGAAUUACGCACCGAAAUGACUAGAUUAAGACAAGAAACACCAAUUUCGACGCGAAUAGAAUCUGCUCUAGCAAGAGCUUCACAACAACAAAAUGCAACCUUGGAACAAACAUUAUAUAGCCAAAUGGCUCGUCAACAUGAAUUUCUUAAGACACUUGAAACAACAAUUAAAGAUAAAAUUGAAACUACUUUACCACGUAUUAUUGAAGACACAGUAGAACCAUUAAAGCAUCAACUUAGAUUAGAUUCAGCUCGAAUGGAUGAACUCUUAAAGAAGAAUUUAACGGAUUUAAUUAAUAGUUCUCAUAUAAAAGAUACACUUGCUGUGGCUGCAGUAAAUGCAGCAAAACCAGCAUUAGAUGCAGCAUUUAAAGAAGCCUUUACAAAUGUUCUUUUACCUGGAAUGGAAAAAGCAUGUCAAACGAUGUUCAGACAAGUACAAGAUGUUUUUAUCAGGGGUACUCGUGAAUAUCUUCAAAAUGUGGAUGCAAUUGCAGAUAAGCAAUAUCAACAACGAAAUGAACAACAAAGUGAAGCAUUAUCUGCUUUAGUUCGUGAAGAAUUACAAACAGAAUUAAAUAGAGGUUUAAUUAUUCUACAAGAAGGAACGAUACGUACAAUUCGUGAUUCUAUUAGAGAUAAUUUAAAUCAACAAUUAACAGAGAUUACAAAUGCACGCUCUCGAGCUACUACACCUGCUAUACCAGUCUCAGCAGUCGCCGAUGCUCAAGCACGAGUUAUAUCUCUUCUUCAAAGAGGACAAUUAAAUGCUGCUUUUCAACAAGCUUUAAGUGCUAGUGAUUUAGGUUUGGUAGUAUUAGUUUGUGAAAAAACAGAACCCGCCAGAGUAUUUUCUUCUGUGGGACCUCAGGGUCAAGGUACAAGAUGUAUUUUACAACAACCUGUAAUUCUCUCACUUGUACAACAAUUAUCUGCAGAUUUAGGACAUCGUACGGAGCUUAAACAUAGGUGGCUUGAAGAAGCAAUAUUAAAUUUAGAUCCGAACGAUCCAGUGACACGAGAGCAUAUGGGUACCGUAUUAAUGACAUUACAAACACAGUUAGCUGCUUUUGUUGCAGCAAAUCCAAAUCAUAGUUCUACUCGACGUAUGAAAAUGUUAGCUAUGGCUGCACGUGCGCUUUUAAAUCAACAACCUUGAUGUUAUAUACAUAUGGAAUAGAGAAAACGCACUGACACGAGAUUUUAUAUGUUUUGUUUAAAAAAAUACUUUAAUAUUAUCUGAAAGUAAUAUUCACAUUAUCUUCCUGUUUAAGACUGGCAGUAAUUUACAUAGAAUAUGAAAAAAAUAUUGUACGAAGUUAUUAGCAGUUAACACAAUUUCAAAAAAUCUGUUUUUAUAAUUUAAUUUUUCAUAAAGUAUAUACGUUUACGAAAUAUUGAAGAACAAAAGAGUUUAACAGAAGAUUAUUUUCUUGAUUAUAAAUAUUAUGUAAGUGUAUUAUACAUAAUAAGUAAAAAGCGUGAUAUAAAUAAGAAUGUCAUUAAAAUGACACACAACUUAAGGAAUUUAAAUUAUUAUUUUAUUAAUUAUCAAUAAAAAAUUUUAUGAAUUACUAGUAUAUUGACUGAUAUUAAGAAAGUUCUUUUAUAAUUUGUAUGAUACACAAAAGAAAUUUAUUUUUAAUUAUUAUAAUUACAUUUCUUAAAUAGUAUUUUCUUGUAAAAUUAAACUAUGUAAUGUUUUCACAUUUAAAGCGAAAUUUUAAAAAAUAGAAUUUAAAUAUAAUUAACAUAUAUUCUCUUAAUUUUCCUAAAUAUUGACUUUGUAUUAAUAUAUAGAUAAUGCAUUUCAUGACAUAUUGUAUGAUACACAUAAAACUUUUCAUAUGCACGAAAAAAGUAGCCUGUUAAAUUUUAAUUAGAUUUAAAUUAUAAGCUUUAAUGACUUUUUUUCUAACAAAAAAAAUUUCAUAAAUUCUGUGUUUGAAAACUAUAUGUAUUGAAAUAUUUCUGUUCUAUAUAAUUUUAUUUUAUCUCUAUUUCUUCCGUAUUUUCUUUUAUUGAAUAUACUGCUAAAUGUAAUGUAAUAAACCAAAAUAUUCUAUAUUUCUUACUAUGAAAAAAUAAACAUUUUAAAAUGAAUAAGUUGUAUCUCAAAUUUUAUAAUAUAUAUAUUAAUAAAUGGGGUAAUUUCGUUAUAUUUUAAUAAUUAACACAAUGAGCAUGUGUAUAAGCAUAUAAACAAAAUGUUUUACAUCAAUGAUAUAUAUAUCAAUAUAUCAAUAUAUGUAUCGAUAUAUCAAUGAUAAAAUGAUAUAUAUAUAUAUACACACAUCUUCUAUAUUCACAGUUUAUAAUUCUUCAAAGAAUGUAAAUAAUAUGUAAUAAUAUGCAUUUAUAUUUUUCUUGUAUUUAUAUAUUUAUAUACACUAGCUAUAUAUAAAAGUUCCUAGUUCCAAAUUUACAUUGUGUUCCUUAUAUAAUAUAAUUAAAUAUUAAAUCAAAAGUAGUAUAUAUAUGAAUAUAGUAUAUAUGAUUCUACUUAUUUUUUUUCUCUUAUUAUUUUUAUUAUAUGUAAUUCUUAAUAUUAUUUGCAUAUUAUAAAAAGUAAAAUAUUUAAAAAUAUAAAAAAUAAUGACAUGUAUUCGCAAUAAAAAAAUUAAAUAAUUUAGCAAAUUUUAAUAUUAAUAUUGUAUAAAAAUUGUUGAAACAAUUUAUAAUGUAUAUGAAAAUCUUUGAUUGUAAUUUUAUUAAGCAUAAAUAAUAUAGUUGUGUAUAAUAUUUUAUAUAUUUACUAUAAGAAUUAAAAAUAAAAUAAUAUAUUUAUAUUUAUGAUCUAUAUGAUGAAUUCAUAAAUCUAUGUUGCAAUAUUCUAUUUAUUUAAAUUUUAUAAAUUAAAAAAAAUAAAUAAAAAAAUUAAUGGAAUAA
This is a messenger RNA of Apis cerana (Asiatic honeybee), 5441 nucleotides long. RefSeq names its product Enhancer of mRNA-decapping protein 4 homolog Ge-1 (gene Ge-1). Lineage: Eukaryota; Metazoa; Arthropoda; Insecta; Hymenoptera; Apidae. Gene Ontology annotation, cellular component: P-body. The record is from RefSeq and is a predicted model, not a curated record. Gene Ontology annotation, biological process: deadenylation-independent decapping of nuclear-transcribed mRNA. Gene Ontology annotation, molecular function: protein binding.